This is a messenger RNA of Eimeria necatrix, 2295 nucleotides long. RefSeq lists its product as hypothetical. Bases 1 to 2295 code for a protein of 764 amino acids. The record is from RefSeq and is a predicted model, not a curated record. The transcript has 4 exons. NCBI's taxonomy places the organism in Eukaryota, Apicomplexa, Conoidasida, Eucoccidiorida, Eimeriidae.
AUGCAGUUGGCUCUUUUUGUCUUAUUGGGGCUGAUCGCGCAUGCAGAAGCGGCGAGUAACGACUCCGACAUUUCUCUUGUGCAUCGAGGCGAAGCUUUCUGGCUGUGCCGCACGGGGACAAAGGGUGUUUCCUGUGGCAGCCGCAGGGAACCGGCGCUUAAUGACUCAAAAGUAUAUUGCGGCAGUGGCUUUUGCUGUCCAGACACGGAAGAUGUUGUUCCUCAAACUUGCAAGGAGGAGCCAUGCGAAAAGCAAUUUCCCCGGACUCCUGGAGCUUGCAACUGUGAACAGUUUGCACAUAGCUGCACCUCCUCUGAUGGGGCUUCGCAUUGCGUAGAUAUCCCUCUAAGCGGUCGCCUGUCAGGGGCUGCUUGCGUCUGCAAAUCCCCCUACACUGCGGACCAACGCCGUCAGAAGUGUGUGCUGAACGUCUGCGAAGACAAUGCUUGUGGCCCACCAGAAGCUGUCAAGUUUUGCUACCCGUCAAGGGUAGUGACAAGUCCUCCAGGACAGACCAAGUCCGAAGCGACAUGCGUCUGUGCGCCGAAUUUCGUGCUGAAUUCUGCGUUGCAGAAAUGCGUGCCUGCCCCUUAUGACAGGUGUGAUAAGGAGGCCCCAUGCGGCCCUGUUGAGGGGGUCAACACAUGCAGUGAGCAUCCAAUAACUGGCAAGUUCAUAUGCACGUGUCGGUCGGGAUACGUGCUCAACACAAGGGACAACCAGUGCCAGAAGAGGUGCUCAGAGGAGGAGGCAGCUCUUUGUGGCUCGACAGAGGCACACGACGCUGAGUCUUGUUCCAUGGGCAUCGGUGGGAGGGUGUGCGCUUGCAAAGACGGUUAUACGUGGGAUGCGGCACUCCGUCAGUGCGUGGCGUCUGAUUGUUACUUGCCUUCAUGUGGUUGGCCAGAAGGCGUGGCGACCUGUGAAAAAAAGCAAGGGAAGUCGGUUUGUACGUGUGUCGAUGGAUUUCAAAUGAAUGCAUCGGGAGAAUGCUUACCGGAAUGUCCCGCAGGCUGGCGGUACAACAGAAACCGCGAGCUGUGCGAACUUCCCCCGUCUGCAUGCCCACUGACGGAUUGCGGAAGCGAUGAGUCGGUUGAGGCUUGCCUGGUGGACAAAGAUUCCGGUACACAAAUAUGCAAGUGUAAGGCAGGCUACGGUCUCGACACGCGAACGGGGAAGUGUGCUUCACUGACUGCAUGCGAUGAGGACACGUGCCAGCCGUUUGGACCAGAUGCAGUAUGUGUCUCGGACGGCUCCGUGGAACACUCAUGUCAAUGCAUUACUAUGAUGAAGACGGUGGGAAACGAAACGACGCCAGUAGUCAAGGCGUGCGAUCCAGUAGAAUGCCCUGACCCAUCCAUUUGUGGGUACCCGGAGGCGGUUAUGGAGUGUCUAUGGGGUGCUUCAGCCCACCACUGUCUCUGCAAUGGCAUGUACAUGCUGAACGUACACACAGGCAAGUGCGUUCCUAGGGAUAUGCUGAUGAUGUCGACAACUAAAGUGCCUGAAGGGUCUCUCCGAGUUUCUGCGUCCCGCGCCCCAUUGCAUUUUAGAAUCAGUGCUGCCCCAUGCGUUAGGGCAGAGUUCAACACGGCCAGUAGGACUUUCGACGUACAGGCGUAUCAUACAAGUGGAGAAUAUCACACGACUAGACUUACGCUGCCGUAUCACUCAGGGCAUCACACAGGAGUGGCUUUUACAUGUAGGAUAUCUCCGGCCCCCGGGGGGUUCGAUGUUUCUCUGGUUUAUGAAUUACGCCCGAGCAAGCUUAGACAAACCGUGGAGCAAACAUCCUUUCGGGUUUACACUGACCCAGUCACGCGGCAAGCAGUCCGUGAUGCUGCGGGCAGCCUCGAAGGUGCCGUCGCUGCUGUGAAGGUGUCUGCGAAGCAAACCCCUUGCGAGAUUUCAAACGUAGCGGUUGUGGCAAUGUCGCCCGAAGAUGAGGAUCAGGAGCGCUUUGAGAAUCUUAAAAUUUUGCUUAAGAAGUUGCCUACAGCUGACGCAAACGCUCCAUCAACGCCUUCUGGAUUCCCAGAGCUUAACGGUGGCCAGCAGCAGCCAGGUGAAACAGAAGUGGAUAUUAUAGCGUUCCCUUCACCAUCAGAAGACACAGAAGAACCGCCAGAACCCGAAAAAGACACGCCUCUGCAGUUUCCUUCACCUACCGACCCAGUUGUCCCUACUGAAAGUGGCGCUGGAGCCAGUGCACCAUCGACAGGCGAACAAGCCACAGAGCCAGGCAACUCCGGUGGUCCAGGGACAUCGAAUCCCUCAACGGAUGAUUUGUAG